Molecule: messenger RNA, 273 nt
Organism: Suillus subalutaceus
Lineage: Eukaryota; Fungi; Basidiomycota; Agaricomycetes; Boletales; Suillaceae
Exons: 1
Source: RefSeq, a predicted model, not a curated record
GAUCUUGACCAAUCCAUAGACCACUUUGAACGCGCCUCGAAUCUCUGCCCCAUGGACCAUCCCUACUGCCCUGCGGCACUAUUCAAUCUAGCUACCGCGAAGUUUGUUAGUUGCCAAGCUAAUGGAACACACCCUGACCUCGACAUCCCUAUCUUUCUUUUUCAAGACACUCUUAACUUGCGUCCCACUGGUCAUCCAGACCGACCCGUCACCCAACUCCAUCUUGCCAUUUCUUUAUUGUCUCACUUCGCAAAACAGGGAUUUCAAACAGAU